Molecule: messenger RNA, 1312 nt
Organism: Paramecium pentaurelia
Lineage: Eukaryota; Ciliophora; Oligohymenophorea; Peniculida; Parameciidae
Source: the annotation of a GenBank genome assembly
AUGAGCAAUAAUGUAUAUUAUACAACAUCACUUUUGAAAAAGCAAAAUAAUGGGAUUGAAUAGAGAUUUGCUUAUUUAAUGGAAAAUUUUCUCAUCAUAAAUAAAGUAUGAGUUUAAUUAUAUUUUACUUAGAGAGAAGGUCUGAAUUUCAUAGAUAGAAAAUUUGAUUUGACUUCAAUGGACUGCCAAAUCAAAUGGCAUUAUGAGUAUCAUACUUAUAUUAUUUAGGAACAACAUAAUCACAGAGAUGAUGGUGUAUGACACAAAAUAUAAUUAAAGAAUUGUGUAUUAUGAAAAACCAGAGAUCUUACAAGGUUUACAAAACAAACUUAAUGGAAAAGCAUACUAUAGAAAUUUUAAAUAGUUUUACCAGAAAUUAGAGGUAAUUAAAUCUCAUAAAAAUGUCGAAGUAAUUUCCAUUAUUCUAAUAUAGAUUAUGAUCUGUAAAAAUAUAUUAACAGAAGAGAUUGUAGUAGCUAAAUAAGUGAAGUUUCCAAAAAAUAAACAUGUUGAUUCUGAUCAUAAUGUAUUAAUUCCAACUAAUUUAGUCUUUUGUAAUGAGUGAGGCUAAGAUUUAUAUGAAAUUAUCUUACAAUCCUCAUCAAUAUCUUUUAGGAGCCCAAUAAAUUUUCAUAUGUGAUCAAUCAGUUAUUUAUACUAUGCAUCAUUGUAAAGGUGGAACACUCUAUGAAUAUCUAAUUGAGAAUGAUUUAAAUUUGCCAGAAUUAGUUACUCAAGAAAUGAUGAGAAAAUUAUUAAUAGGACUUAAUCAUCUCCAUAAACUUGGAAUUAUGCAUAGAGAUAUAAAAUUAGACAAUAUAAUGUUACUGAGAAAAAAUGAUCCAAAUUCAAUUCGAAUUAUGGACUUUGGGUACUCAGCAUUCAUUGAUAAUGAGAUGUUUUCCUAUUAAAGAUGUGGAACUCCUGGAUAUAUAGCCCCAGAAAUUUUAAACAUGAAUCAAUAUAAUGAAUUAUGUGACAUUUAUAGUUUAGGCUGUGUAUUCCAUGCUUUAUUGACAGGAAAAAAACUAUAUUAGACACCUAAAUCAACCAAAGCUUCAGAAUUAUUGAUUUUGAAUAGAAAUAGCAUUAUUUCAUUAUCAUAAAUCUGUAAUCUCAAUGCUUUAGAAUUAUUGUAAUCAAUGAUAUCUGUAGUUAAAUACAGACCCAGUGCUUCAACCUGUUUAUAACAUUCAUAUUUUGAAGAAGAAUAAUUUUAGAUAGAAGAUCUAUGCACACAGUAAUUUAUUAUUAAUAUUGUAGAUUGAGACAACUAGAUUUUCCUUAGCUUAGAAACCCAUUUAGAUCUUGA